GAGAAACGACCAACACACAGACACUAGCGCUUUAAUGAAACAAAUUAGCUAGAUUCAAAGAAUAGCCUAUUUACGGAGGGACAUUCCCUUACAGAAGUGACAUGGACGACUAUCCAUCGAUGCUCUGGCGAAUAAAAUACAUGUUGAGAAAUAAAAACUUUUGGUUUGGCUCGUUGUUUUUGGGAGGAUUAACAGUUGGAUCAUAUGUGAUGACUUUAUUCACUCAGAAGAGAUUUCGGACUGAUGACAUGGAAAAAGGAAAAAAACAGAAACCGCAAAUACAACAUGUGGUCCUCCAGAAGUUAAGAGUGAUGAAUAAAACUGAAGUGAAGGAAAAAGAGGAGGAGGAAGAGGAGAGUGAAUUUUUUCAGAGAUUGUCAGAGAACGUGAGCCAAAAAUCUAAUGAUUACACUAUGAAGCGGGUAAAAAGACCUGAAGGUUGGGAAGCUGAUACAAACUCAGAAAGCUGAUACAUAAUUCUUGUAUACGCAACAACACACUGUAACUGUGGUUUGCAGUAGAACAAACAUUCUCAAUAUAUCUCAGUUCUUUACAAGAACUUAAAGUUCAACGUCAUGCUUUACACAUCGAUUCUCAAACAGCAUAUUUCAAGACCAAAUAUCUCAAAUACACCAUUUAUAUCAAGCUUCUGGAAAUAACUUCCAAAGCUACAUUAGUAAAAUUCAUAGAACUUUAAACUUUGUAAAAUAAAGCUAUUAACAAAUUUGACUAUGUAAGACAUUUGUAACAGACACUACACUGCACCCACAUUUACGUAUUUUACUCAGACUACCUUUUUGGGUACCGUAGUCUUUAA
Molecule: messenger RNA, 817 nt
Organism: Lingula anatina
Lineage: Eukaryota; Metazoa; Brachiopoda; Lingulata; Lingulida; Lingulidae
Cellular component (GO): mitochondrial membrane
Source: RefSeq, a predicted model, not a curated record